Molecule: messenger RNA, 789 nt
Organism: Metarhizium acridum CQMa 102
Lineage: Eukaryota; Fungi; Ascomycota; Sordariomycetes; Hypocreales; Clavicipitaceae
Source: RefSeq, a predicted model, not a curated record
AUGUUUAGACUCCCAGGCGUGGCACUCAUCACCGGUGCGGGUGGCACAGGUAUUGGCGCGGCUGUCGCAAAGGCUUUUGCCCGGUCGGGGUGUUCCAGGUUCGCCAUCACAGACAUUAAUCCAACGUCACUGGAAGGCACUCGUGCCGCCAUCCUUGAGAUUAACCCCCAGGCUAGCGUCUCCAGCGAAGCAGGCGACGUGUCCGACGAAACAUUUGUCAGUGAGUUUGUGUCGAAAUCGACUGAGAUCUUCACUCGCAUAGACUACGCCGUGAGCUGUGCCGGUAUCCUCGGUCCAUCCCUGCGCUCUCACGAAACACCAGUAUCAGAAUUCGACAAAAUCACCAACGUCAACUACAAGGGAUCCUGGUUAGUCUCGCGCGCCGUUAUAGGCCAGAUGGUUAAGCAACAGUACCUCCCGGAGCACCCGGAGCAGCGUGGUGCCGUGGUCAACAUUGCCAGCCAGCUAGGCCUCGUGGCCCAGCCGACUGCGCCUGUAUACUGCGCGUCCAAGGCAGCUAUUAUUAACAUGACGCGCUCUGAUGCCAUAGAUUACUCAUUGGAUAACAUCAGAGUGAAUUGUGUAUGUCCCGGCGUCAUCGAAACACCCAUGACAACGGGCUCUGAUGAGGUUAUAAAACGCCUCAGACCAGCCAUCGACAUUGCGCCGCUGCGUCGUAUGGGGAGACCAGAAGAGAUUGUUGAUGCGGUUUUGUUCUUGUGCUCAAAGCAAGCGUCGUUCAUACAAGGUCAUGCCUUGGUAGUGGACGGGGGAUACACGAUAAACUAA